Messenger RNA from Dioscorea cayenensis subsp. rotundata (Guinea yam), 761 nucleotides. RefSeq names its product non-specific lipid transfer protein GPI-anchored 11-like. Gene Ontology annotation, molecular function: lipid binding. NCBI's taxonomy places the organism in Eukaryota, Viridiplantae, Streptophyta, Magnoliopsida, Dioscoreales, Dioscoreaceae. The transcript has 3 exons. Gene Ontology annotation, biological process: lipid transport. The record is from RefSeq and is a predicted model, not a curated record. The coding region runs from base 94 to 666 and encodes 190 amino acids.
UCCAAAGCACCAACACCAACUCAUCAUUUCACAAACACAUACACAUUAAAACAGGCACUCAUUCCUUCCACAUAUCCACAUUGUCCAAGAACUAUGAAACAAAACAGGCACUUCAUCCCUUCCACAUAUCCACAUUGUCCCAGAACUCUGAAAAUGGCAAACAUGUUAGUCUUGGAGGUGUUGAUGUUUGCUAGUGUAGGAAUGGUCUUUUCUCAAGCUCCAUCAAUGGCUCCUCCUCCUCCUGAUUGCAGCUCUGCAUUAACAAACCUUGUAGAAUGCCUUUCUUUUGUUGAAUAUGGUAGCAAGUUGGAAAAGCCACAAGGUCACUGUUGUGCAGCGCUGAAGAAGGUGGUCAAAGAUGAUGUCUCUUGUUUGUGUGAGGCUUUCAAGCAGAGUCCUAGUAAUGGUGUCAAACUCAACAUGACUAAAGCCUUUGGUUUACCUCAUGCUUGUGGGAUUUCCACCCCUUCUCUUUCUAAUUGCAAAAUUGAUGUUGCAGGCUCCCCUGGUUCCGCACCAGCUCCAUCACCUUCAUCACCAGGAGCAAGUUCCGCAAAUUCCCCUGCUUCAGCCCCAGGAACACACUCUAUGGCUCCUUUUCAGGCUCCAUCAAUAUUCCUAUUUAUUAUUUAUGUUGUUGUUCCUCUCUUCUCUAUCAUUGCGUGAUACCUUUUUAUUGUGUUCAUUGUCUUGAGACUUUUGAUUGUCUUCAUGCCUGUUCCUCUUUUAUUAUUAUAAAACGUUUUUUUUUUCCUUCUUUC